AUGUAAAUAUUAUUUUGAGAAUAAAAACAUGUCUAUGGAAUAUUUUAAUAUAUUUUCAAUAUUUUCAAGAAUUAUGAGAAAGACAAGUGGUAGAGAUUGUAUUAAGUAUUAACUGAAGUUCUAGAAUAAGCUCUUCUGAAACCUCAAAUCCUAUCGUCAAGGUCAAAAUGUCAUCUUCCCUAGUUCGAAGCCACCUCCGCCGCCUCUGUACCGCCGCCGCCGCCGCCGCCACCACCAAACUUGCCGGGAAGCUGUCCAUCUCCAAAACAAAAAACAAGCUUAAACACGAACAUGAUCCGGACGUGGCAGUGCAGAUAUACAAAUCAUUCACUUCUUCAAAUAACCUUUCCACUUCACACGCCUCCCUCCGAUACGCUCAAGAAUCCACCGUCCGCCGCCUCGCGAAGUUCCACCGGUUUUCCGACAUCGAGUGUUUCCUCGAAUCGCACAAAUCCGAUCCCCAGAUCAAACAGGAACCAUUCCUCUCCUCCCUCAUCCGGUGCUAUGGCCUUGCGGGUAUGCUCACGAAUGCACACAAACUGUUCGAUGAAAUGUCUGAGCUGGGCACUCCACGCACUUCCCUCUCUUUCAAUGCCCUGCUCAAUGCUUGUAUAUCUUCCAAGCUAUCGGAACGUGUCCCGGAGUACUUCAAGGAGAUCCAAGCGAAAUACGGAGUUUCUCCUGAUAAAUUUUCGUAUGGGAUAUUGAUCAAGGCUUAUUGCGAGAUGGGGUCGCUAGAAAUGGCUGUGGAAAAGUUAAGGGAGAUGGAGGAGAAAGGCAUUGAUGUUACACCAAUCGCUUGUACCACGAUUUUACACGGGCUGUACAAGAAACAGAGGAACGAUGAGGCAGAGAAGUUCUGGAAUGAGGUGAUGAAGAAAAAUGGAAGCUUUGCUGAUGUUGGGGCGUAUAACGUGAGGCUAAUGCACAUUCAUGAAGGAGACAUGGAGAUGGUUGAGGCAUUGAUUGAAGAAAUGCUUGACGCCGGUGUCAAACCAGAUGCUAUUAGUUACAACUACUUGAUCUCUUGCUACUGUAAGAAAGGGAUGAUGGACGAGGCAAAGAAGGUGUACGAUGCAUUGGGGUCUAAACGAUGUACUCCAAACACAGCUAUUUUCAAGACUUUAUUGUUUUACUUGUGCAAACAAGGGCGGUAUGCGACAGGAUAUAAAGUGUUUAAGACCAGUGUAAAGUUGCACAAGAUCCCGGACAUUGAUACGCUGAAGUGUUUGGUGGAAGGGCUGGCAAAGGAUGGUCGCAAAGUUGAGGUGAAAGCAAUGACCAGAACAUUGAAUAAGAAGUUGUCUCCUUCUCUUUUGAAGGAUUGGGGGAAGUUCGUUGAGGAUCUUGGCUUUGCACCUAUGAAACCCAAGGAGUUUGAUUCUGGCGCCAAAGAAGCGGCCGCUAGGCCCUGAGCAUAAUUUGGGAGAAUACAAGGAUAUAGGGCUUGUUUGGGAAUAGCGUUAGAGAUUGGCGUUAGCGUUUUGGAUAAAAUUUUAACGGUGCAGAUUACUUUGAAAACGCUGACGCUAAACGCUGCUCGUAGAUAGUUUUUUCAAAGUGCUAACGCUAAUCUCUAACACUAUUUCCAAACAACCCUAUAAACCACAUGGCCAUCGACCUGUUCGAAAAGCUCAAAGCUUCAGCAUCUCAAAGAAUCAGGUUUUGCACACGACAAUGACUAGUGGU
This is a messenger RNA of Cuscuta campestris, 1689 nucleotides long. The record is from the annotation of a GenBank genome assembly. NCBI's taxonomy places the organism in Eukaryota, Viridiplantae, Streptophyta, Magnoliopsida, Solanales, Convolvulaceae.